This is a messenger RNA of Podarcis muralis (Common wall lizard), 2796 nucleotides long. Lineage: Eukaryota; Metazoa; Chordata; Lepidosauria; Squamata; Lacertidae. The record is from RefSeq and is a predicted model, not a curated record.
CGUGUUCCUCACAUGUUCUUUUUCUAAUUACCAGCAAGAAAGUUCUGCUUUCGUUGGGCUUGGCUUAUUCAGCAUAUCCCCCCUCCCCAAUGAGUCACACCGAACACGUAAUCCUAACCGCUGCCUGAGUGACAGCGAGCCGGCGCGAAGGCUUCUUGUUGUCCCUUUAAAAUCCGAAUCCAAGGGUAAUGAUUUAUCAAGCUCGUAUUAUCAAGAAAAUGUCAUACGAAGGGCACCUUGCUAUGCACUGACGCAAACCCAGUCUUUCCCACGGAGGUAUAGAAAGCUUUGGUCUUGCCGGAGCAAAACCCAGUCUACCCAUUUUGCCUGUGCUGCUGUUUUUACCUCUGCGGGUUCUAUCUGAUGCUACUUUAGACAUGGAUUACGCCAGUCAAAAGGAGAUGAGCAAACAGCUGGUGAACAGCCCCGAGUCAGCCGCCUCUGGGCCACUGGAAAGCGCCGGGAUGAUAAGGAACAGCCCCGAGACGGAGCACCCGCAGAACCUGCCUUCCCAAGUCCCGUCCCAGCUGGCCGAAGUCGCCACUGCUCUCUCCAGCGACAACAAAACUUUGCCACCCGACGAAGCCAAGGCAAAUGAUUCCGAGAGGACCAAAGUUGGCAUCUGCAAACUCGCCCCCGUGCAAGACUCUAUAGACCCUUUCCCUCUCAAGAACGCCCCCAGCGCAGGGAACACCCUCCAGGCCCACAUUGCCCCUUGCAAAAUCCCCCCGUUGCAAAGCACAGACGGGGAAGCUAAUCAAAGUAUUGGUAAGAGCACACUGGAGCAAAACAAUGCCAAGGGCGCUUGGGUGAACAUGAGCCAGAGCACCGUGGUCUUGGGCACAGAUGGGAUCACGUCUGUUCUCCCUGGCCGUGCGGUCACUGAGCCGGAGGAGGAGGAUGAAGGGGACGAAAAUAAAGCCCGGGGAAACUGGUCUAGCAAGCUGGACUUCAUCCUCUCCAUGGUGGGUUAUGCAGUAGGGCUGGGCAAUGUCUGGAGGUUCCCGUACCUGGCCUUUAAGAAUGGGGGAGGUGCAUUUCUUAUUCCCUAUUUGACAAUGUUGGCUCUGGCUGGGGUCCCCAUCUUCUUCCUGGAGGUUUCUCUGGGGCAGUUUGCUAGUCAGGGACCUGUGUCUGUUUGGAAAGCCAUCCCUGCCUUACAAGGCUGUGGCAUUGCUAUGCUGAUUAUCUCUGUCCUAAUAGCCAUAUAUUAUAAUAUUAUAUUGUGCUACACACUUUUCUACCUUUUUGCAUCCCUUGUACAAGUGUUACCUUGGGCUUCGUGUAACAAUCCAUGGAACACACCGGAUUGUAGAGAUAAAAACAAACUUUUAUUAGAUUCCUGCAUCAUUGGUGACCACCCCAAAUUACAAAUAAAGAACUCUACUUUCUGUAUGAGUGCCUAUCCAAACUUGACAAUGGUAAACUAUACCAGCCAUGUCAACAAAACUUUUGUCAGUGGCAGUGAAGAGUACUUCAAGUACUUUGUAUUGAAGAUUUCUGCAGGAAUCGAAUAUCCUGGUGAAAUCAGGUGGCCUUUGGCACUCUCUCUCUUUCUGGCUUGGGCGAUUGUCUAUGCUUCCCUGGCUAAAGGAAUAAAGACAUCAGGAAAAGUGGUGUACUUCACUGCUACAUUCCCUUAUGUAGUGCUCAUCAUCUUACUCAUCAGAGGAGUAACUCUGCCAGGAGCUGGGAAUGGAAUAUUGUACUUCAUCACACCUAAGUGGGAGAAACUGAUUGAUGCUAUGGUGUGGAAAGAUGCUGCCACUCAAAUAUUUUUCUCUUUGUCUGCUGCAUGGGGUGGCCUGAUUACCUUGUCUUCCUAUAACAAAUUUCAUAACAACCUGUACAGGGACACCUUGAUAGUAACUUGUACCAACAGUGCCACAAGUAUAUUUGCAGGCUUUGUCAUCUUCUCCGUUAUUGGUUUUAUGGCAAAUGAGCUCAAAGUAGACAUUGAAGAUGUUGCCGACCAAGGUCCUGGGAUUGCCUUUGUAGUAUAUCCUGAAGCUUUAACCAGGCUUCCUCUUUCACCUUUCUGGGCUAUAAUUUUCUUCUUGAUGCUUCUAACACUUGGCUUGGACACCAUGUUUGCCACUAUUGAGACGAUAGUGACAUCAGUUUCAGAUGAGUUCCCAAAGUACUUACGUACUCACAAGCCUCUGUUUACUCUUGGAUGCUGUGUCGCCUUUUUCAUCAUGGGCUUUCCUAUGAUCACUCAGGGUGGAAUGUACAUGUUGCAGCUUGUGGACACCUAUGCAGCAUCCUACUCUCUUGUUAUAAUAGCCAUUUUUGAACUUGUUGGCAUUUCAUACAUUUAUGGCUUGCAAAGAUUUUGUGAAGACAUUGAGAUGAUGAUUGGAUUCCAGCCAAGCAAAUUCUGGAGAGUCUGUUGGGCUUUUGUGACCCCGACUAUUUUAACAUUCAUCCUUUGCUUCAGCUUCUACCAGUGGGAACCCAUGACUUAUGGCAGCUACCACUACCCAGGCUGGUCUAUGGUACUCGGAUGGUUGAUGCUAGCUUGUUCUGUUAUCUGGAUUCCCAUUAUGUUUGUGAUAAAAAUGCACAUAGCUCCUGGCAGAUUUAUUGAGAGGCUCAAGUUGGUCUGCUCUCCACAGCCAGAUUGGGGACCAUUUUUGGCUAAACACCGUGGUGAACGAUACCAGAAUAUGAUAGACCCACUGGGAACGUCUUCCCUUGGACUUAAACUGCCACCGAAAGAUUUUGAACUGGAGACCCAGUGCUAGUAAUUCCCCCACUUGUGGCUAUGUUGUACAGCCCAUUCCUUCCUUCUUU